CGAGAUUACACUGUCACUUCUUAUCUUAAGUUGACUUUUAGUAAUGGAAAUCUCUUGUGCACGGUUGUUUUGAACACAACUUUUAUUUGUUCCUCUAGAUACAAUUCGUAUCCGUCUAUUGAAUAUUCAUGUUAAAUUAUGAUUAACUUAUCUCAAAUGUGAUUGGAUAGUACUCUGGUUUAUCACCACCCCCUUUAGGUGAGAAAAUGACAAUAUUUUGAUAAAUGAGCUUGGCAGAUAACACAUCUCUAAAUUAAACAUUGAACUAUUUGCGAAUAAGACCUAACUCUAUAGAUUGGAGUGUUACUCGAGUGAAAUUGGAAAUCAAACUUACGGCUAUAGAUCAAGGAAAAGUGACAGGAUAAAAAUUUACAUGUUUAAUACAACUUUGCUUAAAGGAAAUAAAAUGAGAAGAAAAUAGAUGAUAUGUGGAGAGAGAGAUAUGGAAUAGAGGCUGUAUUUAGACAAGUUAUAGAAUAAACUUAAUGGAGAUAAUGUGAAUAUCUCGUGUGUUGUAUUUUACUGAGUAGUUAACUUCAAAGCUGUAAGAAACCACAUUGAAUCUGGUGAACUUUCACAACUGACUAAUGAUUGACGUGGUGGGUUACGGUCAGUAUAACCGGCAGCUUUCCGGUAUCCAUGACAACGGCGGAAUGUCUGUACCACAUGGUGCCAGGAUGUCACCCGGAAACUCACUUCAUACUUUACUUCCGGUGUCACAAGAGAUACAGCACGUUCAACACACACAACACACUUCCGUCAUCAAGAAACUUGAUCAUUCCGUCGAAUCAUUUAUUCCUAGUACAAAUCAACAUCAGCAUAAUAUAAAUCAAAACAAUGAUUCAAGCAUUAUGCAAAGUGAAAGUUUCGAUGCUCCCAACGAAUCGAUGAUUGACGAUGAAUUCAGUGAUCACGAUUCUCAUUAUUCUGAAGACCUCGAAGAUAUUGACAUGGAGUUGGAGCCAAAACCGGAUAUGACGAAACAAUUAUUAAAUUUCGCGACUAUGGUUAGCACCGAUAUUCAGAAAUUUUUUGGAAGAAAGAAAGGAGAGGACGAUUCCUGCGAUAUAUAUGAAGACAAAUGGAAAUCUACAAAAUCUGGUAGAGAACUUUACUACGCCGAUCUAAUGAAAAUUGUUCACGGCGAGGAUAAAGCAAACGGGAAAACCGGUGGCAAUAAAUCUCCUCCUCUUCUUGAUAUUUCAAACUCUGUAAGUGAAAAGAAGGACAAUAGAAGUUCAUUUACUGGGAAAUUUGAUAAGAAAUUAGGUAUAGGCCCUCUGAAUGAAUUAUUCGAAUAUGGGUUACGGCAUUUUUUGACUGACAAGAAAUUAAAACACACCAAAGAAUUAAAACGGCUUAAGUCCGAUUCAAAGAAAUUCGAUAGUGUUGCCCCAAUGCAUUCAAGAAAGUUACCGACGUCAUUUUGGAAAGAGCCUGGUUCCCAACAAACAAACUCUUCUGGAGAAACCAGACAAAAUGGCGGGAAUUCUGUGCUUCAAUCGAACAACCCUCCAGACUUCAGUGAUCUGUUAGAAAGCUGGAGACUUGAUCGAAAUGAAUUUAGUGGCGACAUGUCUUCAAGUGAAGUAAGCAUGUCGCCAGAAUCGGUCUGAAGUUAACUGACACCAUAUAUUUACAUAGAUGCAAAAUGUCUACGCACACAUCAUGUGUAAGUAGGUUUAGGGUAAUUGGUAAACUGUUACAAUACUGUGUUCCACAAGUGCUCGUCUAUAUACAUAGGGGAAUUGCAGUCUUGAAGUCGUUGAAGAUGUAAGUUAGUGGCGCAGGAUUGCAAACAUAACUAGUCAUUACUUUAAUUUGUCAUACGUCAAUGUGACUUGAGAUAUUAAAGACAAUGUUGUGUGUUCAUUAAAACUUUAAAUGUUGACAAGUACAGUUUCUUGUGUAGGGAAAUAAAUUGGGAAAAAAUUAUUUUAGUGACAUUAAAUUAUAUUGAUUAAAGUGUUAUUGUAUGGCCAUAAGAUAAAAGGAUAAAAUUCAAACUUUGACUUAAGCGUGCUUUAAAACGUUCUGUUAGCUCUUGUACAAAAAUUAUUGUAUAAACGAUCAUCGUUAUCUAAUACGCAAGCACUAAAUUGUAUAAAGCUUGAAGUACAGUGAAACAAAAGAAGUAUCAAUACAUAGAAUUAAUCUCUAAUUUUUAAAAUGUUGAUAAAUAUGAGACAAGGUUUGCAUAGAUUACAAUAAUUUGAUCGGUUUUUUAACAGAUAUUACAUUGUCAUCUUUAAAUUAUAUUGACUGGAUUUCAUAUCGAAUGAAAAAAAAAUAAUGAAAAAAGAAAACUUCAAAACGAAAAACAAAAUAAAUUUGUGCUAUUGUAGAUAUUAUUUUGUUCAAAGCUUUUUUUUUAUUGAUAUGUGCAUGUAUUAUCAAUUAAGAUAUUAAUUCAACGUCAAUAAAAUGAGGUGUUCAAUGAUUUUUGCUUACAGCUGAAACUGAUAAAUAUCCAACUUUAUAUAUAUCUUAUACAUAUGAGCAUUCUAAAGAUUGACAUGCUCAAAGUUGAUAUUUGAAAAUAUUGAAAAUUGCUACGCUGUGUCUUUGUAAAUGUAAAAUAAGCAUGUUUCGACAUAUUCCUAGAUUUGUUUUCAAUGAUUUUCUCACUUAAUUGGGAAGAGGCCAAAGUCUCUUGAUUUUGGGAAAAAUUAUCGCUAAAAUUGCUAAUUUGGGAAGCUAAAAGCAGGUUUAAGUUCAGAUUUUUGGGAAAACUCCGUAAUUUAAAAAAAAAAAUCAUUUGGAAAAAGGCCUUUUAUCGGAGACUGUUAUAUAAGCAUAUGACAAAGGAUUUUCCGUUAAAAGAGGUUUUUUUUUGUUUUGUGCUGAAAUAUUAAUUGAUUCUAUACAAAAAAUUUAAUUACAUUUUACAUUAUUUUUCUUUUUUUUAAAUAUUACUUUUACCAUUAUCGGUGCUGUUUAUGGAUACAAAUUAAUUAAACUGUGUUGUUUAUACCAUGCUGCUGCUGUUGUUGGUGUUGUUGUUGUUGUUGUUUUUAUGUUGCUGGUACAUUUGUACCUGGGCGCGGAAGAGCUGAUCUGAACUGUAAAUAACCCUUUGUUUUUUGUAUUAAGUAAGUUUCAAUUGAUAAAUGUUAUGAUUAUUUUUCAAUGUGUAAAUGAUAACUUUCCCAAAAGAGUGAAUAAGAGGUGUAAGUUGUUUUACUUAUUAUUGGCAUAAUGGUUGAUUUAAAAGAUAUAUUAGUACAAGUUUUUUCUCUCUUUUUUAAGAACGCUGAAUGUUUUGUGUGAACGCUUCUUUAACAUGAAGUUAUAUGUUAUAAAUGAAACUGUAUAUAGUAUAUCAGGUCUUAAUAAAGGCAAUUUUGUUUUAUUCAUGUGUUUAACUGUUUUUAAAAAUUAAAUUCCAUUGGACAAAUAUUAUUGAUAUGGUUCUGAUGUUUAAAAAUUCUAUAUAUGCCAAAAAAAAUCAAAAACAAAAAACAAUACUAAAAACAAAGUAAUAAACAUAUUUCGUGAAAACGUGUUCGUAAAAAAAAGAUUUACUUCCCUGGAUGCUUUUUCGUCUCUUCAUUUUGUUCAGUAUUCAGGAGAUAAAGAGGGAUAAUAUAUCCGUUAAUAUUUUUUUCUUAAUAAUUUUUGCUGCAUCACUGCAUUGCAGUUGUGAACAGCUGUCUAUUUGUUUUCAGUAAUAAUAAUUCUACAUUGUAACCGAAAUAUUUUUUUUUUCUAUUAUAAGUACUGUAUUGUGUCAGACUUUGAUUUAUUUUGAGAGAAACAUGUGUUAUUGUAUACGUUCUAUGUUAUUACUCAAGUCUCGGGUAAGCAGGGUAAAUAUUGUGUCACAUGUAUUGAAAAUUACUGUUCAUAAUAUAUGUUUUGUCUUAUGUAUAAUUAAAAGGUGAAAAAUCG
Molecule: messenger RNA, 3891 nt
Organism: Ruditapes philippinarum (Manila clam)
Lineage: Eukaryota; Metazoa; Mollusca; Bivalvia; Venerida; Veneridae
Product: protein PERCC1-like
Exons: 2
Coding region: 588-1616 (342 amino acids)
Source: RefSeq, a predicted model, not a curated record